AUGAUUAUACGAAACUGGCGUGACUCAAUUCCUUACGUCGGGCACGAGAGCAAAAUUAUUUGGCCCGUACUGACGCGCGCAGGGAACGAAAACGCUGAUCCACCCGAAGUCGCGUGUCUGCUGGGACUGAGCAACUUCACGCGCCAUGUCGUUCAAGGGCGUAUCACAACGGAUUACCACGACCAUCAAGACAAAGAACAGGUCUACUACUUCAUCAAAGGGCGUGGCAAAAUGUUGAUUGAUGGUCAGGAAUACCCGGUGACAGCGGGUGAUGCCGUGCAUCUCCCCCCCAAGACAAAGCAUGGGGUCAUCAACGAUGGCGAAGAUGAGAUUGAGUACCUGAACAUCAGUGCGCCUGUUGAGCAGUAG
Molecule: messenger RNA, 369 nt
Organism: Geodia barretti
Lineage: Eukaryota; Metazoa; Porifera; Demospongiae; Tetractinellida; Geodiidae
Source: the annotation of a GenBank genome assembly